GUAAGAUCGGCGUCAUUUUACGGUCAAAUUGUUACAGCUCAGUUUGAAACUCGGGAAGUGAGGUUGGAUCUCUCACAUCCUCUAUCUGGGUGCUCAAAAGGGAAUAAAACACUUUCGUUCUGACUGUCACAAGUCAGAGUGCAGAGCCGACUUGGCAAAUAAACAGCUCGUCUUUCCAAUAGCGUUAAAACACGGAGAAAAAUCCAGGUGAAAAGGGAAAAGCCUCUGGUCGUGAAGAAAGCCUGACACUGGAGCAGGGAUCGGAAUCGAUCGAAUCAAUGUUCCCAUGACCAGUUUGAUCAGUUUACCGACGUCAGUCGGGAUUUACGGUUGGACCAUAAGGAGCUUAGAGUGAUGGCCAUGCAACCACGGAGGAUUCGGUUGAAACCCUGGCUCCUGGCGCAGGUCGACAGCGGGCAAUAUCCUGGGCUCCUGUGGCUGGAUGAACAACGGAAGCAUUUUCAAAUUCCCUGGCGACAUGCCACCAGGCACGUCCCAACCCAGGAUGACGACAACACCAUUUUCAGGGCUUGGGCAGUGGAGACAGGCAAAUAUCACCAGGGGAUUGAUGGGCCAGAUCCAGCCAAAUGGAAAGCGAACCUCCGUUGUGCCCUCAACAAGAGCCGUGAAUUCAAAUUAAUUUAUGACGGUACCAAGGAAACGCCAAUUCAGCCAUACAAGAUCUACCAAGUGUGUGACAUUCAGCAGUCCAACAGAGGCAACAAUACUCCAGAGACCAAUGACUAUGAAUGGGAUGAUGAGGAUGAGUGCCAGCUCCAAGUUAUGUUCCCUUCAAUGACCUUGGAAGAUAAUGCCAGCCUACCACCAUACCCAACUCAGACCUGGCCGAAACAGGAGAUCACAGUGCCGGAUUCUUGUAUGAAUGGAGAGCUCGCGGACACGACACUUUCACAAAGGGACCUUUCUCAUGCAAACCUUGAUCACAGUAAACUCUCUCAACCUAAUCUUGCUCAUGGAGGACUUGUUCAAUCAAAUGUCCCUCCAAUCGCUCAGGGAACUCUUAAUCCACUCCCAUUGCAGCAAGUGGAUCAGUUCCCAUCACUGACCACGUCUGAAAUGUUUAUCAACUCUCUGCCAUUGACUGAUCUGGAUGUGAAGUUCCAAUACAGAGGCAAACAGAUGGGAUCAUUAAUCACGGUCAGCAAUCCUCACGGCUGUCGCCUGUACUACGGUGACCUCGGCCCUAUCCCAGACCAAGUGGAGCUCUUCGGACCCAUUACCCUCGAGCAGGUCCGUUUCCCCAGCACAGACCAGGUGCCUCAUGAGAAGCAACGAUUUUACACUAACCACUUGUUGGAUGUGAUGGACCGGGGCCUGAUCCUGGAAAUCCACGGGCAGGAUAUCUAUGCCAUUCGGCUGUGCCAGUGUAAAGUAUAUUGGUCGGGGCCCUGUGCUAAUGGAACAGCAGGUCCUAACCCCAUUGAGAGAGAGAAGAAGAUCAAGCUGUUCAGUUUAGAGAACUUCCUUAGUGAAUUGAUAAUGUAUCAGAAGGGGCAAGUAAGUGUUGCCCCUCUCUACGAGAUCCAGCUCUGCUUUGGUGAGGAGUGGCCAGAUGGUAAACCCAAAGAAAAGAAGCUAAUCAUGGUGCAGGUGAUUCCUGUUGUGGCACGGAUGAUGUUUGAGAUGUUUUCUGGAGAGCUAUCAUUUGAUAGUGGGAGCAUUCGUCUCCAGAUUUCCAACCCAGACCUAAAGGACAAUGUGGUAUUUCAAUUUAAGGAACUCCAUCGGUUACUUCAGUCCCAGCAGGGCCAGGGGCAGUGGCCAAUGCAACCUGCUAACCCACAGUGAGUUAUAAAGCUCACAGCACAGGAAACAAACCCUCCAGAAUACUGCCUAACCUUUUACAUCAUCGCUCAAAACCUGCUGCUAACACCUUUCAAGGGGCAAGCUUAUCAUCUUGAAUGAAGACACACCAAGGCAACCAUCUGAACAUUACACAUUGUGCUGGAACUGGCUGAGUGUGCAGUUUAAAAGACCACUCUUUCCUAUUCAUGGAUUUGUGCAUUUGCCUUUUCAUUAUUACCUUCCCUUAAAGAAAAAGGACUGCUUCCUGCUUCUAUCAGACUGCAAUACCACGGAGGGAAGAACAUUUGUUCAGAGAUGACUACUUUUUUUUAUUAAGAGACAAAGUGAAUAUAUAUAUCUAGUUUCAAAACUCAUAAUUGUUCAGAUACCAGAUCCCACUCUGUACAAAUUGUGAUGCAUAAACUUUGAUAGUGAGUGUAUUCCACGUCACAAAACACUGAGGGGACACAGUGUGACACUCAAUUUGUAACUAGUGCUUCUUGGUGAUUGCUACCACUAAGAUCAUUGGCCUGGAUCUAGUUGGAAAGCAACCAGAGCUGCUAAUAUCCAUGUAUAUCUCUCUGGAACACCAACCUGUUACACUCUAAAUUUAGAUUGGAAUGCUUCUGCAAUACAAGUCAUUUGUUUAAUUUUUC
This is a messenger RNA of Amblyraja radiata (thorny skate), 2462 nucleotides long. RefSeq names its product interferon regulatory factor 6-like. The record is from RefSeq and is a predicted model, not a curated record. Gene Ontology annotation, molecular function: RNA polymerase II cis-regulatory region sequence-specific DNA binding; protein binding; DNA-binding transcription factor activity, RNA polymerase II-specific. Bases 355 to 1809 code for a protein of 484 amino acids. Lineage: Eukaryota; Metazoa; Chordata; Chondrichthyes; Rajiformes; Rajidae. Gene Ontology annotation, cellular component: nucleus. Gene Ontology annotation, biological process: immune system process; regulation of transcription by RNA polymerase II. The transcript has 9 exons.